AUGCCCCCAGCAUCUCCCCCCUCUUGGCUCAGACGUCGGACCGUGUUCGGACAGGUUACGAGUGUCGGCGACGGCGAUAAUUUCAGACUAUACCAUACUCCCGGAGGAAGGCUUGCAGGAUGGGGCUGGCUGCCCUGGAAGAGAGUUCCCGUCAACAAAAAGGAGCUCAAGGAUCAGACAAUUCAUAUUCGUUUAGCUGGUAUCGAUGCGCCUGAGCUCGCACACUUCGGCCGCCCCGAGCAACCCUUCGCCCGCGACGCCCACGCCUGGCUUACUUCAUACCUGCUCAACCGCCGAGUCCGGGCGUAUGUAUACCGGCAGGAUCAGUAUUCCCGCGUUGUCGCAAGUGUGUACGUUCGGCGAGCUUUUGAUUUGCCUCCAUUUCGGCGAAGGGAUGUGUCCUAUGAGAUGCUAAAGCGUGGGCUGGCAACGGUUUACGAGGCAAAGGCAGGGUCAGAAUUCGGAGGGCCUGAUAAGGAGAAGAAAUAUCGCAAGAUAGAGCGGUGGGCCAAGGCUCGCGCUAAGGGCCUUUGGAAGGACUACGGCCGUACUGGCUCUGACUGGGAGAGUCCACGCGAAUGUAAGACCCGCAUGGGCCUGGCCGAUGACGAGAAGAAAUUGAAACUGUGA
Penicillium chermesinum is the source of this 630-nucleotide messenger RNA. Its product is annotated as thermonuclease family protein. The transcript has 2 exons. The record is from RefSeq and is a predicted model, not a curated record. Gene Ontology annotation, cellular component: cytoplasm; mitochondrion. The coding region runs from base 1 to 630 and encodes 209 amino acids. Lineage: Eukaryota; Fungi; Ascomycota; Eurotiomycetes; Eurotiales; Aspergillaceae.